Messenger RNA from Cokeromyces recurvatus, 4083 nucleotides. RefSeq lists its product as uncharacterized. NCBI's taxonomy places the organism in Eukaryota, Fungi, Mucoromycota, Mucoromycetes, Mucorales, Mucoraceae. The record is from RefSeq and is a predicted model, not a curated record. The transcript has 4 exons. Gene Ontology annotation, cellular component: cytosol. The coding region runs from base 1 to 4083 and encodes 1360 amino acids.
AUGACACCCCUUAAGGGCCGUCCUAUCUCUUUUGAAUUAUAUAAUGCUGAUAAUAAGACCAUUUUAACAGACUUUAAAAACCUUGCAGAGAUACUAAGGUUUAGAGCAACAAAGAGCAAAAACAAAGCAGAUAAUGCAUUUUUGCUUGUGGAUUCGCGUGGAAAGGAGCCUGUGAUGUUAAGUUGGGAAAAAUUAAAUGCUCGUGCGGAAAAGAUAGCCCAAACUUUACGUAAUAGCAGUAAUAUGAAAACUGGAGACCGAGUUGCCCUGAUUUAUAGAAGAUCUGAAAUUCUUGAAUUUAUUCCAGCCCUAUUUGCAUGUUUUUUAGCUGGCAUUGUAGCUGUACCUAUCAAUGCUGCAGAGGACUUGUCUGAGCUUUCAUUUAUCUUAGCAGUGGCCAAUAUUCAUUUAAUUUUAACAACUGAGCAUAAUCAUCGUGCAUUUACAAAGGAUAUGCAAACAAAAUCGAUUGAUCUACCCUUUAAUGUUAAUUGGUGGAAAACAAAUGACAUGGGAACUUGGUAUCCUCCUAAGAAUUCUUCCGAUUAUCCUCCUAUUCAUACUCCCGAAGCCGCCUAUAUUGAGUAUGCUAAAGCAAGUAAUGGAGAAUUAAAGGGUGUCAUGAUAUCACAUGCUUCAAUUAUGGAGCAAUGUGCUGCUUUCCAAGCUGCUACAACGGAAACAAUCGUAAACACAACAUCCAAUGGUAAUGUUGAAGUAAAACCAAAUAGGAACGGCCAUCCGUCUGAAGUCGUUGUAAGCUACUUUGAACCAAGACAACAAAUUGGAUUGGUUCUUUCUGUACUACAAUCUAUCUAUUCAGGCAAUACAACUAUAUUUUGUAAUGGAUCUAUAGUCGACACUCCAGCUAUCUGGAUAUAUGUGAUUUCAAAAUAUAAAGCUACUAUGGCAUUAGCAGAUUAUAUGUCUAUGAAACAAAUUACGAACUAUUUUCAGUCUAAUACCAAAGAGGUCAAGCUCCAUAGCAAAAAAGUGACACCCGAUCUUUCAGCACUUCGCUAUUUAAUUAUAGAUACAAGCACGAUUCAACCUGAACUUAAUCAGUACAUUGCAGAUAAACUUCUUCGUCCAUUAGGUAAUACAGAUAAUCCCCUAGAAGUUGUGUGUCCUAUUCUAUCUUUACCUGAACAUGGUGGUAAAAUUCUUAGUAUGAGGGACAAUCUGGGGCCUGUAGUUAUGGAAGAACACAUUGAAAGAGAGGAAGAGAUUACGACAGAGGAUGGACAACAGAUGACACGUCCGAUAAUGACUACACAGUCUGUAUUAGCUCCGGGGGGAUCUCGUGAUAUAUUUACCUGUCUAUUCGAUGCGAAUGCAUUAAGAAUGAAUAAAGUGUUAGUUGUUGCAGCUGGAGCAGAGGCCAAGAAAGCAGAAAAUUUAAAUGAGCGGGAAAGAGUUCGGGUAGAAUCAUUCGGUUUUUGUAUGCCCAAAGCUACUGUUGCGAUUGUUGAUCCUGAAACAGGCACCCUCUGCCCACCAGAUACGUUUGGUGAAGUCUGGGUUGAUUCACCCUCUAUUGCGGGUAGUUUUUGGGCCUUACCAAAACAUACAGAUGCUAUUUUCCGUGCUCGUCCGAUUAUUAUGCCCUCAGAUUCAUCUUAUCCUGAGGUCUAUGAGGGGACCUUCUUACGAACGGGAUUAAGUGGUACCCUUAUUGGUGGUCGAUUAUUUAUUUUAGGAACCUAUGAAGAACGUAUUCGUCAACAGAGCUUAGGUAGAGACUUUGGUGUAGAGGAUACUUACUAUACGAAUGACUUAUUAAAUACUCUUAGCAAGCGUACUCAUAUUGAUCAAUGCACUAUAUUUGAAAUUGUUGUAAAAAAUCAGCAUCUUCCUAUUGUUGUAUGUGAAUCAAAUGCCCCAAAAAAUGAACUGACAAAGAUUGCAUCUGAAAUUGAUGAAGCCUUAAUAGAAUUCCAUGGAUUAAGGGCUUAUGCUAUUACAUUCAUUAAAGAAAAUGGAUUACCUAAACAAUUAAUUCAUGGUCGACGAGUUAUUCAUCCUUUAAUGACAAAGAAACUCUUUCUUCAAGGCCAACUUCGUACUCGAUAUAUUAAAAUGGACGUUGAUCGUACUAUUUUUAAUCUAAUAGAAAAUGAAGAACCAUCCAAGAGUAUCUGGUUAUCUGGUGCAGCAUACGAAAAGGCGAUAAGAACAGGAGCUAUUAUGCCACAUCCUCAACGUCAGCAUACAGGUAUGGAGCAGGUACAUCAUGUUCUUGAUGAGCGUACAGAAUAUGAUAUUUCACAAUUUACAAAUAUUAUUGAUAUCUUACAAUGGCGUACAUCUCAAUAUCCUGAAGAAACAGCCUACAUUGUCUGUACUCAGUCAGGAUCCAAUACAAAUACAAAGACAUACAGCUGGCGAAAGCUAAAUUACAAGUCUGCAAGUAUCUCUGCCUAUUUAACAAAGAAGGGGUUGAAGCGUGGUGCAAAAGUUCUGAUAGUUACCCCCUUUGGUAUAGAUUAUAUCUUUUGCAUUUAUGCUUGUUUAGCUAUUGGUGUUGUCCUCGUUCCAUUUGAGCCUGUAGAUCCUCAACAGCAGCCUCAGCGUGUCAAUGAAUUUUCAGAACAGUUGAUACAAGUUGCCAAUGAGCUUGGUAUCUCAGCGAUCCUUACUAACACUGGGGGUGAUGAUAUUUUACGUAAUAAUGCUAUUAAAUCAGCUAUAAAGAACAAGUCAUCUAAAAACUAUAAACUACCAGAGAUAAUUAAUGUCUCUAAGGCAUCUAAACUCUACAGUCUCUUUGGGAAAGAGAGUGGAUUUGCAGUUCAUCCAAGCUGGGUUAAUAAUUCAAAUAGACAUUCUCCAACUAUUAUUCUUAUCCAAACUUCGUCAGAUGGACUUAGAUAUUAUACUCACUUGAACCAUGAUACAAUUCUAAAUCAAUGCCGAACUCAAAAGAUGACAUGUCAAAUGCGAUUCCAACGUGGUAUUGUGACUACAAGUCUUGGCACUUAUGAAGGAUUAGGAUUUUUACAUGCAGCAUUCUGUGGUGUCUAUGUCGGUUGUCACACAGUCUUAAUUCCUUCAGAAGACUUUUACCUGAAUCCAGUUUUAUUCUUUGAAUCACUUCAACGCUAUAAAACAAAGGAUGCAUUCGUAACAAAUGCUUUGAUUCAGUUUGCAAUGAAUCGUAUGAAUGUGAAUGACUGCAAACAUAUUACGCUCAAAGGUGUGCAGAACCUUAUGCUAGCUAAUGACAACAGACCUAAACCAUUACUCUAUCAACAUAUGACAAGAUACUUUGCUCGACAACGAUUAGAUAAGGAGUCUAUCAAUACUAUAUACAGUCAUAUUGGUAAUCCCAUGAUCACCACUCGCUCUUAUAUGUUGAUGGAGCCUAUUGCCUUAUUUGUUGAUCCAUAUUGGUUGAGACAGGGCAUUGUUCGAGCAUUGAAUCCAGAGGAAGAACCAUAUGGUAUUCUCUUGAGUGAUUCAGGUAUUGUCCCCAGUAACACUAUGGUAGCUAUUGUAAAUCCUGAGACACGAACGGUUUGCCCAAGUAAUGUUAUUGGCGAAAUCUGGGUUUCUUCAGAUAGUAAUGCAAAGACAUUUUUCGGUUUGGAUGAAGCCGCUCAUAACCAACGAUUUGAAGCUACUAUUGUUGGAAAUGAUCCAAAUGUGAAGUAUAUGAGAACAGGUGAUUUUGGGUUCUUAUGGAACGUGAGAAGACGAGUAGAUAAUAGAAUGAUGCAACCUAUGUUAGAAGAGGGUCAAUGUUUAUAUGUAUUAGGUCCUUCUAGUGAAGCAGUUAUUCGAAAUGGCUUGUUGCAUUUCCCUAUCGAUAUUGAAUUAUCAAUAGAACGCUGUCAUCCUUCUAUUCCUCCAGGUGGGAGCGUUGUAUUUCAACAUAGAAAUGAAAUUGUUGUUGUAGCUUCUAUUAAAAAUAAUGACCAUGCACUAUCAGCUAUUCCCUUGAUUGUAAAUGCAGUUUUGGAAAAUCACUUAUUCUUAAUAGAUGCUGUCGUAAUCGUCCAUCCCAAUAAUUUCCCUCGAUCAAGAUUUGGUGAUAAACUAAGGAAGAAAACGAUGGCAGCAUUUAUCGAAAAGAAACUGUAA